This is a messenger RNA of Cucurbita pepo subsp. pepo (vegetable marrow), 565 nucleotides long. Lineage: Eukaryota; Viridiplantae; Streptophyta; Magnoliopsida; Cucurbitales; Cucurbitaceae. The record is from RefSeq and is a predicted model, not a curated record.
AAUGUCACAUUCUAAUCACAAGCUGUUCAUUGCAUUUCAGGCCGAUGUUAUAAUGGCCUUAGCUGGGUCAAGCGGGGAUCGUGGUCAGCUAACUAUGCAACAAAAUCAACUGCUCGGCCAGUUAACGAAAGCGAAACUCCAAACGGAGAACUCGACAUCGGUAUGGCAAGUGACACCACCUCGUCAUUUGCCAAAGAAGCUCGUAGAAAGCUGUGUUGCCGGGAGUUCAGCUCCCAUAGCCAGCUCGGUCGAGAGAGUCACAGCAUCAGCAGGAGUUGGUAAGGAUGUUAGAAACCAAGUUCAAGCUGCUGCUGAUUCGAGUGCGGAGAAGAAGAGAGAGUUGUGAUAUUCGUUCCCCGACUCAAACGAAUGUUUCGAAAUGCAUCAAAGUCAGCUGUUGUAAGGCAUUUCUCGUGGCGCCCGUCCUUGUUUCGGUACUUUUUAGCUUCGAUAUUUGUUGUAUUUUCUUACCGUUUUGUUUCGAGGGGAGGGGAUUCCGGGUUUAAACUUGAUGAGCAAUGGAAAUGAAUUCCCUUUCUUUUUAUGGAACUUGCUGUUUAAGAAA